AUGUCAUUGGAUAGAGAAGAGCCAAACUAUUUUGGCGCAGGUCCCGCUUUGCUACCUACUUCCGUGCUGCAACAAGCUGCUCAAGAUUUAGUCAAUUAUAAGAACGGUGGGCUUGGAAUUGGUGAAAUUUCACAUCGAUCAAAAGAUGCGGCUCAAGUCAUUGAGAACACUAAGGCGAAUCUCAAACAACUUUUAAACGUUCCUUCCACUCACGAAGUUUUUUUCCUUCAAGGGGGUGGAACCACUGGCUUUGCCUGCGCUGCUACCAAUUUGCAAGCAGCAUACGCAGGAAAGCAUGGGAAAAAAGCACCUGGUGGCUACAUAGUGACUGGAUCUUGGGCUGAGAAGGCGUUUCAGGAAGCUGCAAGACUGGGUACCGAUGCUGAGGUGCUUGUGAAUGCGAAGGAUUUGAACCAGGGCAAGUACGGUAUUUUACCCCAAGAAUCGAGCUACAUGGACAAAAUUAAGUCGAAGGAGUAUUCUUACGUGUAUUUGUGCGAAAACGAAACUGUACAUGGUGUCGAAUGGCCCACUUUGCCCCAGGGUCUUGUCGAAUCCGGUGUCGAAAUCGUCGCCGACUUGUCGAGUGACAUUUUGUCUCGUCCUAUCAAUGUAGCAAAUUAUGGGUUGAUCAUGGCGGGGGCUCAGAAAAAUAUUGGGUUGGCCGGUCUGACUUUGUAUAUUAUCAAGAAGUCCAUUCUGGAGGAUAUUUCCAAAGUCUCCGACAAUCAGUUACGUGAGAUGGGUAUCCCGCUUUCACCCAUUGCGACUCACUUCCCUACUGUUGUCAAGAAUGACUCAGCUUAUAACACUAUCCCCAUUUUCACCUUGCAUAUCAUUGACCUUGUGCUGAGAAAUUUGAUUCAAAAGGGUGGCUUGGAAGCUCAAAAUGAAUUGAACAAUGAGAAAACAAAGCUUCUUUACUCCACUUUAGACAAGCACUCUGAUUUCUACGAUUUGCCUGUGGCGAAAGAUUGCAGAUCCCGUAUGAACGUAGUUUUCACUCUCAAGAAAGCUGGCCUAGACGAUAAAUUUCAACAAGAAGCCGCAUCCAGAAAUCUAACUGGAUUGAAGGGUCAUCGUUCUGUUGGUGGGUUUAGGGCCUCCAUUUAUAAUGCCGUCAGCUUACAAAGCGUGAAGCUUUUGGCUCAAUUUGUCGAUGAAUUUGCCAAAGUUAACUCUCAGCAGACGUUACAGACAAACAAUCUGAUGUAA
Molecule: messenger RNA, 1215 nt
Organism: Lachancea mirantina
Lineage: Eukaryota; Fungi; Ascomycota; Saccharomycetes; Saccharomycetales; Saccharomycetaceae
Source: the annotation of a GenBank genome assembly